UUUCUAUGGCCUGGUUGCUUUUGAAAUGAUCUGAAAGUUGGUUUGAGAGUGAAAAAGGCACUUGGUGUAUUUGCAAGGUAAUUGUUGACAAACAUUGUAAACCAGGGCUUUACAUUAAUGUAUUUUAUUUGCCCAGAUUGCUUAACUUCAAGUCAAACAGCUAUCAUCUACUGGGAUAUCUUGUUUAUAUUUUACAUCUACAUGUUCUCUUAACCACAAACAUCUGGCAUUCAAGCAGUUUUGGGGUGGGUUUUGGUAUUUUUUUGUUGGUUUGGGGGUUUUUUGCAGUGUAUCUACUGUGCCAUUCCGGAAGCUAGUUUCAGCUCUCCUCCACAUCUGUCUUGAUUGCGGAUUUAUAUGUAGUUAAGAUGCAUUCUUGCACAGUUCUGCUUUUUCCCUGUCCAGAGGGAAAGAGUUAAUGUAGAGCCCUGGAAGUUAUUUGCAAAAGUAAAAACCACGUUUUAGAUUAGCUCAUUCUUGCCUUUUUAAUUUCACUUUAACACUCUAUCUCAUACUAUGGCUGAAAUUUGUCGUCAUUUUUCUCCCUUUUUCACAACUUUCUUAGAACACUUCAGACUCACUUUUUAUUGUCACAUGUUGCAUCUAUCCCUGUAGACUCUCCGAGCAAUCAGUCUGCUGUUGCAGUACCCUGCUCUGUGUUCCUAGUAGUGUUCUUUACUUGGCUCACGAGUAGAGUGGCUCUUCGGUGUGUUCGGUGAUGCUGAAACUUCCCUCUUAGUUAUCCAUGCCUAGUGCAGCUCUGCAAAGGGAGCAGGUUACUCAGCAUGAUUCAGAUGGUGUUUUCAGAGCCUUCUCACGUUCACCUUUUCCAAUGUACUCAUCUUGCUGAUUUCCAGUAUACUAGGCAAUUUAAUUGGCUAAUUGGCUAAUACAGUGCCCCUCUUGUCACAAUUAGUGGCUAAUUAGCUUGAAGGCCUUCAAUUGAAAACAUAAUACGUGCUAUUACUGUAAAAUUGAUACAAUGUGGAAUUGCUGUUACUAACCAUUUCUUUACAGUUACCUCUCAGAAAGUGCUGUUCUGUACAUCUGAUCUUUUUGAAACACAAGAAUCAUUCUGUCCCUGCAAGGAAAGGAUCAAACCAGUUCUAAAGCACACGCUGUAUGGCUCCACGUGAUCUGACAGUUUAUGAACUUGUGUUGCUUUAAUUACUUUUGAUAUAAAAUACAGUAAUCCAGGUUUCUUGUCUCCUGUAUUUGACGUUUAUUUUCACUAAAGUUUUAAGUGUUAACAGUUUAGCUGCCAUGCUCAGUUCUGUAAAAGGACUUCACUUGGUUAGAUUGAAAACAUUAACUUCUGAGGCCCUUGAAGAUGGCAACCAGUAAUCCUGUAAGUAGGGGUCUUUCUAGCUCUUUAUUUUAAAGGCUCAUGGCUGUUAGUGUGCUAUGGAGUGCAGAUCUAAUGAAAGGAUAUCCUCAUGGAAAUACCUUUCCAGGUAUGAGAAAUACCAAAUUCUUUUAACAGCAUAACCUAAGUGACUGACCUCUUCUGUAACAUACAAAACUUUUUUUCUUUUUAGGAAUAUACUUUGACUUUAAAACUGGUAGUACACAAUAAAAUACUUGUGGUUGGAUCAUCUGGUUCUUAUGACCCAAGUUGGGGCUUUAUUUCUGAUUUCAGAAAUCAUGUCACCACAAGAAUUUUUCUCUUUCUCUCCUUCUUUCCUCUGCUUUGCAUACCCAACCAUUUCAGAAUUCCUUAUUUUGUGUCUUCCACAAAAUCAAAUCAAGUAAAACAUAACUUUUAAAAUAAUCUGAUUUGAACCGAAAUGUAUGGAAAGCAGAAAGGGAAUGCUUUUCAUAGCUGGGACUAUGUCAGUUUAUUACUGUAGUAACAAAAUCUCAUUUUCCCCACCUCCAAAUAAAAAUAUCGAUGAUUUUUGAAAGUGUUUGAUCAAGCUAUGUGUAUUUUAAAUGCAAGCAAGGUGUUAAACAUCCUUAGUGUAACUUAAAUUGGCCGAGUGGUCUUCUAGUUUUUUUUUUAGUGAUGUUCUUAAUUGCUUCUUUAAUUUGAUGUGUGCAUAUUUUAAGACCAGGUUUAUUUUCUGUGAAGUAAAUUGUGCCCCAGUUACUUCAGGCAGGCAUUUUGUCACUCCUGAUCCCUUUAUCAGGGAAUGAGGUGCUAGACAUGGAGAGAUUGUUUUCCUGCCAGAGACAAAGGCUGAUGCAACCUGAGCAGAUGAAUUUGGAGGUGAAACGCUUGAACCUGGUACAUCUCAGAGGGAGAACCUGGCUGUGACCCUGGGAGAGGGCGGGCUAAAAUUAGGUGCUCGAGUGUGGCCUCAUUUUCUGAGGAACAGAGUGUCCUCUGGCUUUCAUCAACCGAGCCAAAGGGGAAUCUGGGUUUUCAGAAACUCGGUUCAGGUUUUCUCUCGCUCAGCUUGGGGCCUUUGUGUUAAUGAGUUCCUGUAAAUACAAAUAAUCUGGUGCCCCAAAACCCUGGGGAAGGAAUGCUUCCAGAUGGGUGCAGGCGGCAAAGGGAAUCCAGAUCAAGAAUUGUGUAAUAAAAAGUUAAUGUAGAUGAGCUACCAUUGUUCCCUGGGGGAGAAGAAAAAUCUGAAGUUACAAUCACAUCUCCCUUUUUUUCCAAUUUAAAAGCAUUUGAAUGAGAAUUAAAUCUCCCAAACUUUGCCUCUAGUUUGCAGGUAACUUCUACAUCAGUUUUGUGCUGAGACAGGUUCAAAGUAUGUUAUGUCUGGUGGAGCCAGCCACUGAGGCUUUACUGACUGUGCCCCCGAAUCUAGAGGGGUUUGGGGUUUAGAGGACUAUUUUCUAGAGUGUAAUGCUAACACUUGUUAGCAGGUGUUGAACUGAAGAAACUUCAUAUUGAAUGGUUCAUAGACUUUUUUUUUUUGUGGGUAUUUUUUUGUCCUAAUUGCCAGCCUAUUUAUAGUUGCAGAGCCUACAUCUUGUGCAGUUAACAAGAAAAAGUGGUGCUCUCAUUUUACAUCUUGAUAAAAGGGAUGACUUCAUCUUGCUCCAUGUCAGGAGCAUCAUGGAGUAAUAUUGUAGUACUUUAUGAGAGACUUUAAAUUCAGAUUUUUCUCCUUUGUAGGAAGUGCAGGAUAGGCAUUUAACAUAAGGAAACACUACAGUGAGCCUUGGGAAUGUCUCAUUGUAUGCAGGAUGGCUGUAGUGUGGCAGAGACCAAAAAUUUGGAAAGAUAAGGGAUUAGGCAAAAGUCCUUUGUGGGUGCUGAGCAGAAGCAGACAUUUAACAAGAGCCACAUAAAGCAGUUGCCAGUGCACUUUGUGUUCAUAGUUGAAAAUGUGGCUGAUAAGAAAAAACCUUCAGUUGGAGAAAACCUUCAGCCCCAAGGUUCUUGGAUGACUCUCCCCCCUGUGUUUAUCUCUGCUGGUCCUUUUCUUCCCUGAGGAGCAGCAGAGUGAAGGUCAGGCUGUGGCUCCCAGAUGUGCAGCAGGGAAACUCCAGAGUUUUUGUCAUUUUACAAAUGUGAAUAAAACACAGAUUUGUGCUCUUACUUGUAAGAAUAUAAAGAUACAGAAAUCAGGCACUAAAAUAAGUAACUGCCUUUGUAGUUCAAAUGGUCUGCAGAGAAAAAGUAGAAAUCCCUCAUUUCUUUCUAGUACUAAAACCAGAACCAGGAGGAGUUUUACCUGGAUGAAUUGGUUCAAUUUCAUUAUUUCUCCUUUGUAACAUCUUGGUUUAGAGCGGCUUUUUUCCUUUAUUAUUCCCCUUGAGUAGUGAUAUAUUUUAUAUUCACCUGUAUAUUUGUAGUUUGUCCUAGCUAUGCACUUAGGCUUCUUUUAGUCUUUCCUUUCUGAAUUCCGUGCAAUUUCUUGGCCUCUUUAUGGUUCUAAAAAUUGGAGUGUUUCCUUCAUAUUAAUCUGUAGAAAUCUGAGGAAUGAAGCAGAGUAGAGGAAAUUCUGCAAUGCCUGAAGACAUACAAACAGCCUUCCGUUCCAAAGGCUGCCAUUGGCCCUCUGUGCCUGGGCUGGAGUUUUCCAGGGAGCAUUGCACUCUGAGGCAGGAGCAGCCCCAUUCCCAUCAGACACCUUUUCAGCCAGGUUAGCAGAGAAGAGGUAGGUUCAGUGUCAGUGUCUCCUCAAAGCACCACCAACAGAUUCCAUUCUCUAUGGAUCUGCGAAACUGCAUCAUAGCAGAGAAGACACUGCUGUAGGCCAUGACUUUGUGGGAAGGACUGCCUUGUGUGGCUGCUAAUUGUGCCUUGUUUACUUUGCUGCAGGAGUGGAACCAUCACAUCAAUGGAGCGACUCACAGCCGCCGCUGUCAGCUGCUGCUUGAAAUAUACCCAGAAUGGAAUCCUGACAGUGAUUCAGGACAUGGAAUGGGUGAUCCCUUUAUGUUGCAACAAUCUACAAACCCUGCACCAGGAAUUUUGGGACCACCACCACCUCCAUUCCACCUUGGAGGACCUCCUGUUGGGCCCAGAGGAGCUGGAAAUGGAAAUAUGCAAGGACCCAGACACAUGCAGAAGGGCAGAGUGGAAACAAGCAGAGUUGUGCACAUCAUGGAUUUCCAGAGGGGAAAGAACCUGAGAUACCAGCUGCUUCAGCUCGUUGAACCCUUUGGGAUAAUCACAAAUCACCUGAUUCUAAACAAAAUCAAUGAGGCAUUUAUUGAAAUGUCAACCACUGAAGAUGCCCAGGCUGCAGUGGAGUAUUAUUCAACAACACCUGCCCUGGUGUUUGGUAAACCAGUCAGAGUCCACUUGUCACAGAAAUACAAGAGAAUAAAGAAACCUGAGGGUAAACCUGACCAAAAGACUGAACCACCAAAACCAGAACUUGGUCGUGUGAUCCACCUGAGCAACUUGCCCCACUCGGGCUACUCUGACAACGCCGUGCUCAAACUGGCCGAGCCCUACGGGAAGAUCAAGAACUACAUCCUCAUGAGAAUGAAAAGCCAGGCCUUUAUUGAGAUGGAGACCAGAGAAGAUGCUUUGGCCAUGGUUGAGCAUUGUGCCAACAAAGCGCUUUGGUUCCAAGGCAGAUGUGUGAAAGUGGAUUUAUCUGAAAAGUACAAGAAACUGGUGUUAAGGAUUCCCAACAAAGGAGUUGAACUGCUGAAAAAGGAUAAAACCAGAAAGAGAACAUAUUCCCCAGACAGCAAAGAUUCUCCCAGUGAUAAGAAGUCCAAAACAGAACCUGCUCAGAAACCUGAAAGUGGCAAUACAGAGGAAAAAGCGAAAGAGGAGAAACAGGAGGAUGCUGCUGAGCCUUCAGGUGCCAAAAGUGGGGAACAGACAGAGCAAGAUGAGCCCAGUUUACUCCUGGAGUCUGAAGAUGAGCUGCUGGUGGAUGAGGAGGAGGCAGCAGCACUGUUAGAAAGUGGCAGCUCAGCAGGAGAGGAUGCAGAUGUUGCCAAUUUAGCUGAUGUGGCUACUGAAGAAAAAAAGGACACACCUGAUGAUGCAGCUGUAAAAACAGAGGGGAAUGUUGCAGUCACUCCAGGAGCCAAGAAAAAGCUUAAAAAGCGCUAUGUGGGCGGCUUCCCACGCAGCAUGGAGGGCUUCGUCACCCUGGACGAGGUGGGCGACGAGGAGGACUCCGACCACCAGAAGCUGCGCAAGUCCGGGCUGGCAGCCAAGGCUGCGGGCAAGAGCGAGGACAGCCUGGCAGAGAUCAAGGUGGACAAGAUUGAGGAGCCAGAGCAGGAGAGUGAAACGUUAGAAAACGGAACAAAAAGCGAAGAGAGCGCCAAGGCUGAAAGUGUUGAAGCUUCUGAUGCUACGACAGCACAGGAUACUGAGAAAAGCACCCAGGAAAACACAGACCCCCAGGGCGAGCAGGAAACAAAGAGUGUUCUGGAGAAACCUCUUGUCCCAGAUGAGUUUAGGAUUGGGCCAUACCAGCCAAACAUUCCUGUUGGUGUGAAUUAUGUGGUACCCAAAACAGGGUUUUAUUGCAAAUUGUGUUCCCUGUUCUACACAAAUGAAGAUGUUGCAAAAAAGACCCAUUGCAGCAGCCUUCCUCAUUAUCAAAAGUUGAAGAAAAUUCUGGAUAAAAUGGCAGAAGACUUCAGGCAAAAGAAAGAAGGUUAAAAAGAAGGAUGUAAGGAAAACGUGGCUUUGUUUUUAAUGUUAAUCUUUUUUAAAAGCAGUACAAGUAGUAGAUGGAAAUACUGUAUUCUUUUUUGUUUUAGUGAGAUACAGUAGGCAUUAUAGGUCUGUUCAUGUGUUAAAUGUUGUAGCAAAAAGCAUAUGCAGUUAAGUUAAUGACAACAGUUUGUUCUUAAUGUGAGAAUGGCAACAACCUUUCAUUUGACACUUCAAGCUAUUACAGAAAAAGAAAUCUUGCACCCUUGUGGAAAGCUCAUCUAUGAGAAGAAAACUGCGUUUAAAUGAAAUUUACUACUUUCAAGCUUCAGAAAUUGUCUUUCAGUUCCAUUCUGAAUAAAAAAUGAAAAGUAAUACUGUAUUUUUAUUUUAUCUAGAACAUUCCGUAUUUUGGUCUGAGCCUAGCAGCUGUUUAAUUUUGAGUGUAAGGCUGUCAUUGCAUUUCACUUUUGGAAAAGUCGUUAAAUGUAAGUUGCAUUUUUAAGUGUUGAAUUGCAGUUUCUUUUAAUGUCACUGCUGUUAUCUAUAGCAAAUAGGGAAAUUAGUGAUUAGUCAGCUUUACAACUUUGUGAUUUUUUUUUCUAAGCUCUUGCUAGACUUUCCUAUUCAGCUAUUCCGUGUAUUUUAGUGAGAAGUAAAUGCCCAUUCUCUGACCAGUAUUAUUUCCUCGAGCUCUUCCUGCUUUUACUUGAAUCUCGUCGCUGUCGUACAUCUCUGGUAUAUCAAAAGCAGCAUUGGAGUCCUAAAAGGGACAAAGGUAUCUUUAUAUUCUUCACAUGGAAGUUUUCAUACCUGCAUUUUAACACCAUUUUUUGUUAAAAUCUGGUUUUGUCAAGACUCUUUAGAACUGUGCACUUAAUGUACCUGCACAUGUGAGAUGUGAACAGGAAUUUGCAUGUGUAACCUGUGUUUAUCUGUAGUUUUUGUUAUUUACUGCUUAUUUGUGACUUCAGGUUACUAAAGUGAUUCCCAAUAAACAAAGCUAGACCACA
Messenger RNA from Pyrgilauda ruficollis (rufous-necked snowfinch), 7050 nucleotides. RefSeq names its product matrin 3 (gene MATR3). Lineage: Eukaryota; Metazoa; Chordata; Aves; Passeriformes; Passeridae. The record is from RefSeq and is a predicted model, not a curated record. Gene Ontology annotation, molecular function: RNA binding; zinc ion binding. Bases 4163 to 6043 code for a protein of 626 amino acids. The transcript has 13 exons. Gene Ontology annotation, cellular component: nucleus.